AUGAACCUCAACGGCGAUGAAACUAUGCGGCAGGCCGUGGAUCGAUUUCGAACGCGCAUGGCAGCCGCUAACCGACAGUUCGUCCAGAACCGUAUCUCCGAGAUCGACGCCCGCGGCCUCACGGAUGAGAGGGACCGACUCCGCCUAAUGCAGCAGUGGCGCCAUUUUGAAGUCCUCGGCCGCGACGAUGAGGUUAGCUACGUGGACCUCGAUGCGCGUUAUAAGAGCAACAAGUUCCGGCAGACGCGGGAAUUAGCUGCCAUACCAGCGCUAUUGGAAGACGAUCCCCGUCCCCUCUUUGCCGUAGACGGGAUUUACCCGCCAUGCCUUUGUACGCCGGAAGCUCGCGAGAUCUUCCUCGACACCCUCGAAGAAGUCUUCCAACGGCAGGCGGAGGCGUGGAUGGCCGCUGAAGGCGCGGAUUUCGCUUCAAAGACGCCAAUCCCGCGUUGCGAAGAGCUCGGUUAUCUCGUGAAGUAUACGCAUGACGUGGAGGAUCUGGACUUUCGCCACUCAGGCAUCGCUCCCUUCACGGCCGGCCUCAAUUUGCUAAAAGCCCGAUUUGAACGCCCACCCUGUAUAGACACAGCGGAGCAGCGGGCCCAGUACCAUACGUCAGUGCGCAAGGAUUGUACGUGGCUACAGGAGUCGCUGGAGUCGGGCGAUGAUUCGGACCUGAUCAACAAGGUCAAUAUCGCCGCCGGACCGGAUCCGGAUCUCGAGGUACGUGCAGGGGUCAUAAUGGGCACCGGCUACGUGGGGGAUUAUCCGAGAUGGCACAGUGCGUACCUCUACUGCCGGAAGCGUCCCGAAGAGGAUGUAGACGUGAAGAAGUCAGCGGAUGAAGAUAUCCCAGACGCCCCUAAGAUCCGGGAGUGGGGUUGGCGCGUGGUUUUUCUGGAGCACGAGCCGGACAUCACCUUGGAUCAGCAGGUGCUCUACGGAAGGAGGCCGCGCUUUGACUCGAUUCCGGAGUUUUUAGACUGGUAUGCGAGCUGGCCGGAAUUCUUGGAUGACCGCGAGCUGCUCAGUCUGCGCCAUCAUGCGGAGGGAUGUGAGACCGAUUGCGAGUCUGAUUGUGAGGAUCACAAGUGA
Molecule: messenger RNA, 1095 nt
Organism: Penicillium diatomitis
Lineage: Eukaryota; Fungi; Ascomycota; Eurotiomycetes; Eurotiales; Aspergillaceae
Exons: 1
Coding region: 1-1095 (364 amino acids)
Source: RefSeq, a predicted model, not a curated record